This is a messenger RNA of Daldinia childiae, 1794 nucleotides long. RefSeq names its product Endoplasmic reticulum oxidoreductin-1. Bases 1 to 1794 code for a protein of 597 amino acids. Lineage: Eukaryota; Fungi; Ascomycota; Sordariomycetes; Xylariales; Hypoxylaceae. Gene Ontology annotation, molecular function: FAD binding; thiol oxidase activity; protein-disulfide reductase activity. The transcript has 3 exons. Gene Ontology annotation, cellular component: endoplasmic reticulum; endoplasmic reticulum membrane. The record is from RefSeq and is a predicted model, not a curated record. Gene Ontology annotation, biological process: protein folding in endoplasmic reticulum.
AUGAAGUCCGCGAAACUCUUCUACCUGUCACUCUUUGCGCUUUGGGGGACACCUGGGCAAUGUAAGAGCAGAGAAGCUCGAGAUGAUUCAUGCGCAAUCUCGCCCCGCGCCAUCGUAUCCGACGCUUGUGCCUCUUAUUCCACACUCGAGAAACUGAACCGUAAAGUCAAACCAGCCUUAGACGAGCUAACCAGAGAAACCGACUUCUUCUCCUACUACCGCCUCAACCUGUUUAAUAAAAAAUGCCCCUUCUGGAACGACGAAAAUGCCAUGUGUGGCAAUAUAGCCUGUGCAGUAAACACAAUAGAUAACGAGGAAGACAUACCCAAGAUAUGGAGGGCAAGCGAGCUCAGCAAGUUAGAGGGUCCGUCUGCGAAGCAUCCCGGGAAGAAAGUCCAAAAAGAGCGACCGAAGAAGCCACUGCAAGGUCUCUUGGGAGAGAACGUAGGCGAGAGUUGUGUAGUGGAAUAUGACGAUGAAUGUGACGAGCGGGAUUACUGCAUACCGGAGGACGAAAGCGCAAGCGGCAAAGGCGACUACGUUAGUUUAGUUCACAACCCUGAGCGUUUCACUGGAUACGCCGGCGAAGGUGCCAAGAUGGUAUGGGACGCCAUCUACAGGGAGAAUUGUUUCCAGAAGUCUUCGUUCCCGCAUUCUGCCUCCCUUGGCAUCAGCCCUGUGGCUGAAGGGCCAGCCGCACAGGACUUCCGCAAUGUGCUUCAAGAUGCAGAACGACAGCAAAUAUUGCAAUUGCAUCAACAAAAUCCAAGCACUACAUUCACGCAGACUGGGUUAGAGAAUGAAGGAGAGUGUCUGGAGAAGCGCGUGUUCUACCGUGUCGUCUCCGGUAUGCACGCAAGCAUUAGUACGCAUCUUUGCUGGGACUUCUUGAACCAGACUACCGGCGAGUGGCAACCCAAUCUAGGAUGUUACAAAGGAAGAUUACAUACACAUCCUGAACGUAUUUCCAACUUGUAUUUCAACUAUGCUCUCGUCACCCGUGCUGUUGCCAAAAUUGGCCCGCACUUGCAGAGCUAUACGUUCUGCACUGGCGAUGAAGACCAGGAUGCAGCUACGAAGGCUAAAGUCCUCGCUGUAACUCAGAGUGCGGCCUCAGUACCUCAGAUUUUUGACGAGGGCCUCAUGUUUAAGAAUGGUGAGGGUCCGUCUCUAAAGGAGGAUUUCAAGAACCGGUUCCGGAAUGUCAGCCGCGUGAUGGACUGCGUGGGUUGCGAUAAAUGUAGGCUAUGGGGCAAAUUGCAGACUGCAGGAUACGGUGCAGCGCUGAAGGUAUUAUUCGAGUUUGAUAACGACAGCGAGGAUAUCCCGGUGUUGAAGAGAACAGAACUCGUAGCGCUGUUUAAUACCUAUGCCAGACUAAGCAGCUCUAUGAAAGCUCUUGUUGGGUUCAGGGGCAUGGUGGAGGCUGAGGAGAAACCCACACAGGCGAUACCUGACAGGGCCAAGAAGCCACAUGCGGUUGGUAUUUCAAAAAAUACACAGGAAUCAACACCAGAAGCCGAGUCGGAGCUCGAGGAGGAGUGGGAUGAGGAAGACAACGUGCCACCUAAAGGGGAACGCCGCAGCCCAGAGACGGCAAGUGACGCAUUCAACGAGGAGCUUUCUAGGGUAUACAAGGCAUUUAAGAUUGUCAUAAAAUCUUGGGUAGCUUUCCCAAAAACAUUGUCCUAUAUCAUCCUCUCAGAGUUAAAACGCCUCUGGGAGUUCUACAUCGGUUUGCCCGUCUCGCCCCGUUCCUGGGGGUUCGCGCGGCCUAGCCUCGAUGAGUUGUAG